Molecule: messenger RNA, 972 nt
Organism: Miscanthus lutarioriparius
Lineage: Eukaryota; Viridiplantae; Streptophyta; Magnoliopsida; Poales; Poaceae
Source: the annotation of a GenBank genome assembly
AUGGAAGAGGAAUCCGGCGCAGCUUCAAGGUACUACUGCCACAUGUGCUCACUGAUCAUACGGCCCGAACUGGGCAUCGAGGAGGUGAAGUGCCCCCACUGCCACACCGGCUUCGUGGAGGAGAUGGCGGGCGACCGGCGAGGCAGCGGCGACGAGAACAUCCGAGGCCGUGCUGCCGGCGAGGCGAGCGUCAACGCCUCGGACGCGGCGCUGGAGCGCGAGGUUUCGCUCUGGGCGCCUGUCCUCAUGGACUUCAUCGCCGCCUCGUCCGGCCGCCACGGCCUCGACGGCGGCGGCGGAGGCGGAGGGGACCUCGCGGCUCUGGCGCGAAGGCAGUACCGCAACAUCGCCCUCCUGCAGCUGCUCAACGCGCUCCAGGAAGGCGACGCCGACGGCGGGCGCGAGCGGGUCGUGCUCAUGAGCCCCGCGGACGCGCGCGCCAUGCUCAUGGGACAAGAGCGAAGGGACGGGGACCGCGGCGGCGCCGCCGCCUUGGGUCCCAGCGGCCUGACGCUCGGGGACCUGUUCCUCGGCCCGGGGCUGGACCUGCUGCUGGAGUACCUGGCCGAGACCGACCCGAGCCGGCAGGGCACGCCGCCGGCCAGGAAGGAGGCCGUGGCCGCGCUGCCGACGGUCCGGGUGCGCGAGGCCUUCACCUGCCCCGUGUGCCUGGACGAGGUCGCGGGCGGCGGCGAGGCGCGCGAGAUGCCGUGCACGCACCGGUUCCACGACCAGUGCAUCCUACCGUGGCUGGAGAUGCACAGCUCCUGCCCCGUGUGCAGGCACCAGCUGCCCACGGAGGAGCCCUCGGCUGAGGCAACUGGCAGCGGCAGAGGCGCUGGUGUUGAGUCCAGUGGCAACGCGCGCGGCGGAGACAGGGGAAGCGGCGGCGGGAGGAGGCAUUGGUUCUCGUGGUCCUUUGGCGGGCUGUUCUCGCAAAGAUCCAACGGCAACUCCUCGUCGUCGUCGUGA